UCCUCACCUCGCACCCUCCACUUCCAGCAGUCUCGCGGAGAGCACGAGCGCACAUACAGGCAAAGAAGCAAGUUACAACCAUGGCAGCUCCGGCGUCCGAGCGGUUCGACGUGAUCGUGGUGGGCGCGGGCAUCAUGGGAAGCUGCGCGGCGCACGCGGCGGCGUCCCGUGGCGCGCGCGUGCUCCUGCUGGAGCGCUUCGACCUGCUGCACCAGCUCGGCUCGUCUCACGGCGAGUCCCGCACCAUCCGCGCCACCUACCCGCAGCCGCACUACCCGCCACUGGUCCGCCUCUCGCGCCGCCUCUGGGACGACGCCCAGCGCGACGCCGGAUACUCCGUGCUCACGCCGGCGCCGCACCUCGACCUGGGGCCCAAGGACGAUCCUGCGUUCGUCGCCGCCGUCGCUAACGGUGGCGCCACCGAGCUCGCCGCCGGCGAGGGUGGAGCCAGGCCAAAGUGGGCGGAGGUGUUCAGGGUGCCGGAAGGGUGGACGAUGGCGAGCAGCGAGUUGGGCGGGGUGAUGAAGGCGACCAAGGCCGUGGCCAUGUUCCAGGCGCUCGCCGUCAAGAUGGGCGCCGUCGUCAGGGACAGGGCCGAGGUGGUCGACGUCGCCAGGAAGCAAGGAGAUGGAACGAUCGUGGUUCGGACAUCGAGCGGCGAGGAGUUCCAUGGAGCCAAGUGCAUCAUCACCAUCGGCGCGUGGACGAGCAAGUUGGUGAAGUCCGUCACCGGAACCGACUUUCCCGUGCAGCCACUCCACGUCCUCAUAUGCUACUGGAAGGUCAAACCAGGCCACGAGCACGAGCUCACGACGGAGGCCGGAUUUCCGACAUUUGCUAGCUAUGGUGACCCGUACAUCUACAGCACGCCAUCGAUGGAAUACCCUGGCCUAAUCAAGAUCGCAAGGCAUGGUGGGCCACCUUGCGACCCAGACAGCAGGGACUGGGCCAUCGGCUCCGGGGAAGGAGGGCUGGUGGAUCCUGUGGCGCGGUGGAUCGACGAGGUGAUGCCAGGAAUGGUGGACACCGCCGGCGGGCCGGUUCUCCGGCAGCCGUGCAUGUACUCCAUGACGCCGGAUGAGGACUUCGUGAUCGACUUCCUGGGCGGGGAGGAGUUCGGGAUGGACGUGGUUGUCGGUGCCGGGUUCUCAGGGCACGGCUUCAAGAUGGGGCCGGCGGUAGGAAAGAUCCUGGCCGAAAUGGCGCUGGAUGGCGAGGCAAGGACGGCCGCGGAGGCCGGCGUGGAGCUUCGACACUUCAGGAUCGGCCGGUUCAAGGGCAACCCGAUGGGGAAUGCCAUGAGUUUCUGAGAUGAAAUUACGAAACUGAUCUUUAUGCGACCGUCGCAAUUGAUAUUGGUUUGUGUUUGUUACAGCUUGUCCAGUGUUAAUGUGAUAUGCACAACUUUUAUGUGA
Lolium rigidum is the source of this 1415-nucleotide messenger RNA. RefSeq names its product probable sarcosine oxidase. The record is from RefSeq and is a predicted model, not a curated record. Bases 81 to 1310 code for a protein of 409 amino acids. Lineage: Eukaryota; Viridiplantae; Streptophyta; Magnoliopsida; Poales; Poaceae. The transcript has 2 exons. Gene Ontology annotation, molecular function: sarcosine oxidase activity; flavin adenine dinucleotide binding.